This is a messenger RNA of Cyphellophora europaea CBS 101466, 1182 nucleotides long. RefSeq lists its product as uncharacterized. The record is from RefSeq and is a predicted model, not a curated record. The transcript has a single exon. The coding region runs from base 1 to 1182 and encodes 393 amino acids. NCBI's taxonomy places the organism in Eukaryota, Fungi, Ascomycota, Eurotiomycetes, Chaetothyriales, Cyphellophoraceae.
AUGGCCAACCAAGCAAACGCCAGUGUUCGGCCUGGGAUCGUCGCCAUACCCAAGUCCCCCUCCACCGUCUCCGUCUCCGUCAUAGACACGACUUCGCACUUAUUCGGCAUACCAGCAGGCAUGCUCGUCGCCCCGACCAUCCCAGGCCUCGACUACCUCGCAGCACCAUGCUAUUCCUUUCUGAUCCAGCACGUCGAUGCCGUCUCCGGUAAUACACGACGCCUCAUCUUUGAUCUCGGAAUCAGAAAAGACGUCGACCGACUCCCAGAGUUCCUGCAUCAACAGGCCAAAGACCUCAACCUUCGAAUUGACGUUGCUAAAUCUGUGCGAGAGAUCCUCGAAGACGGCGGCGUCAGCUGCGCGGAAGGCGAGAUUGAGGCUAUCAUCUGGAGCCACUGGCACUGGGACCACACGGGAAACCCAGCCGAGUUCCCUACCACCACCAAACUGAUCGUCGGCCCCGGCUUCAAAGCAAACCUCCUCCCAGGAAACCCCGCCGACCCCGAGAAGAGCUUCCUCGAGAGCGACUACGCCGGCCGAGAGAUGCAGGAGCUGGCUCUACCCGAUUUUGACAUGAUGAUCGGCCAGUUCCCAGCCCACGACUACUUCGGCGACGGCAGCUUCUACCUCCUCAACAGCCCCGGCCAUGCCAUCGGGCACAUGUGCGGCCUAGCGCGCGUGACCAGCAAUCCCGACUCCUUCAUCUUCAUGGGCGGCGACAUCGCGCACCACGCCGGCGAGUGGCGCCCGUCGCCGUUCCUGCCCAUGCCCCAGCAGAUCUCGCCGAAUCCGUUCGAUGACAGUGCGGCAAGUUGCCCGUCCGCCAUGUUCGACAAGCUGCGGAGCUCCUUGGGUUUGACGACGCCCACAGCGCCGUUCCUCGUGCCCGCACGGCUGGAGGUGGGACAGGUGCACCACGACGUGGACGAGACGAUCGCCAGUAUUCAGAAGUUGCAGGAGUUUGAUGUGGCGGACGCGGAAAAUGUUCUGGUGGUGGUCGCGCAUGACGAGACGUUUCUGGACCAGCCUGAUUUCUUCUUUCCCAAUACGGCGAAUGAGUUCAUGAAGAAGGGGUUGGUGAAGAGGACGAGGUGGCGGUACCUGAGGGACUUUGCGCAGGCGAUAGGUUGGGAAGGGGAGGUGGUGGGGAAACGGAACUGGGGUCCUGUUGCUGCUGAAUAG